GUACAAAAUCKUUUCCUGAAUUUCAGCUGAGUGGAUUAGUUUAUGCUCAUCUUGUCUUGCUUUGUCAGCAGGAGUUGGGGAACUCAUGUUUUCAGCAACUUUACAGAGCAGUGUUGAAAUCAGAAUAAAAGCAGGGACGUGAUGUUAAUCAUUUGGGAAAUGGAGCUUCGGCAAGUUUAGCACCCACCUCCUUCCACAGAAGAGCAGCUGUCAGCUGCUGAUAAAGACUCAGACACUCCUACUUGUACUAGGCGAGAACUUGCGGGAGCUACAACAUAAGCAGCUCCUGGAUCCCACUUCUCUUCUUUGGAAACAUGUCUUUCCUGAACAUAUUUUAUCAUCCUGCGUGGGUCGUCUCCACCGUAGUUCUGGCUCUGGUGGUGCGCCUUCAGCGCAGAGCCCACUGGGACCCAAAGAGCUGCUCCGUGCGCCUCACAGGGAAGACUGCUGUGGUGACGGGGGCCAAUACAGGGAUCGGGAAGUUCAUUGCCCUGGACUUUGCACGUCGUGGAGCUCGUGUGAUCCUGGCCUGUCGAAGCGAGGCCCGGGGCACGGCGGCGCUAAAUGAAAUCAGGCAGAUUUCAGGAAACCCAGACGUCCAUCUGCGACUGCUGGACGUCUCSUCCAUGGACUCAGUCAGGGAAUUCGCAAAGCGAUUUCUGGAGGAGGAGAAAGCUCUCCACAUCCUCGUCAACAAUGCCGCAGUAUCAGGUUUGCCCAGAGAAAUCACCAAAGAUGGGUUUGAGGCUUCUUACGCCACCAACCAUCUGGGACCAUUUCUGCUCACCAACUUACUGCUGGACUUGAUGAAGCAGUCGGCCCCAGCCCGUAUCGUUACCGUCAGCUCAACCAACCACCAUAGAGGUCAGGUGGACUUCUCUCAUUUUCAUGGCGAGAACCUUGUUCACUUCAUGGAUAAUGUGUACAACAACACUAAGCUACACAACAUCAUCUGUACCAAYGAGCUGGCGCGCAGGCUAAGUAACACAGGUGUCACUGCUAACUCUGUCCACCCUGGUGUUGUCAAGACAGAGGUGAUGAGACACUAUUCACUCUGGCUUCGUUGUAUUUUUAACACCGUUGGGUUUUUCUUUUUUAAAUCACCAGAAGAGGGUGCAGUCAGCCCCAUCUACUGCGCCGUGUCAGAAGAACUCGAAGGAGUGACUGGGAAGUACUUCGACAGCGACUGCUCUCUGGUCCUUCCUGCCCCUUUAGCUCGAGACGCUGCCCUCGCCGUCAAGGACUUUGAGUUCUGUGAGAGGCUGACGUCAAAGCUCUGAAACAAACUGGACUGAAAUAAUCUGGUGAACUGUGAAGAUGUUCUUUAUUCCUGAUCUGCUGGACUGAUGUGUUGUUUUCUAUCACUGCAUUACAUGUUUAAAGUUACUUAAAUGUCACAAAUUUUAAUACAUUACAUGUUUUGUAAAUAAAAUUCUGGAAGAUUCUGRAAAAAUCUGACAUUAAAUCUCAAAAGGCUGUAUUGGAUGCUUGUGAUUUUUCUGGGCCCCAGGGACCACUGCAUUAAAAUUAAAAACAUU
Messenger RNA from Austrofundulus limnaeus, 1538 nucleotides. Its product is annotated as retinol dehydrogenase 11. The coding region runs from base 315 to 1280 and encodes 321 amino acids. The transcript has 6 exons. NCBI's taxonomy places the organism in Eukaryota, Metazoa, Chordata, Actinopteri, Cyprinodontiformes, Rivulidae. The record is from RefSeq and is a predicted model, not a curated record.